Molecule: messenger RNA, 1080 nt
Organism: Diospyros lotus (date-plum)
Lineage: Eukaryota; Viridiplantae; Streptophyta; Magnoliopsida; Ericales; Ebenaceae
Product: CASP-like protein 5A2
Exons: 3
Coding region: 321-863 (180 amino acids)
Cellular component (GO): membrane
Source: RefSeq, a predicted model, not a curated record
ACUGUGAUUUAUCCAAGAAAAAAAAAAUUCACAUCCUCCCUGGAGCAAAACAAACACAGCCCAAAUCCAAUAUUCUGCAUUCGUUCUUUCUCUGCACGCAGCCGAAGUCCCAAAGUACUGAUUCUUCUGCAACGCGCCGUAGAUCGGAGCCGCCUGCGAAGUUAGGGUUCCGUCUCACACGUGACUUGAUCAUCAAUUGUCGAAUUCUAUAGCACGGAUCAUCGGGACAAACGUAUAGAUCAGUGAAACCACGCAAACGUACUUUUGCGAUGAGGUUGAGAUAGAGACAAAGAUUGCUGGGAUAACGCGGUGGUGGAAAAAUGAGCUUGAGCCGGCCAUCGGUGCAUCCAGUGGAAGAGGCGCCGCCUCCACCUCCGACGGAGGGCGACAAUCCGGGGAGACUAAGGAUGAAAGACCUCCAGGGUAUGCCGGGCACGAUCGGCGGUCUUGUCCUGCGUUCCUUCCAGUUCGUGUUUGCCGUUGUGGCCCUAUGCGUCAUGGCCACCACCAGCGACUUUCCCUCCGUCACUGCCUUCUGCUACCUUGUUGCAGCUGCUGGUUUGCAGAGCCUGUGGAGCCUCUCUCUAGCCAUAGUUGAUAUAUAUGCCCUUCUAGUGGGCCGUUGCCUGCACAAUCAUUGCCUUGUCAGUUUAUUUGCUAUUGGUGAUGGGAUCACAUCCACCCUUAUAUUUGCCGCAGCCUGUGCUUGUGCUGGUAUCACAGUCCUUAUUGGCAAUGAUCUUGGUAUAUGCUCUAGGAAUCACUGCACGGAAUUUGAGACGGCUACAGCAAUGGCUUUCCUUAGCUGGUUCACUGCGCUGCCAUGCUUUUUCUUGAACUUCUGGUCACUGGCAUCUCAAUGAAUAGAAUGCGAUUUGUGCAAGCAAGGGAAAGUCAAUCUGGGAAUAUUGUAAUGCUUUGUUGGUGUGAUCGUUUUUGUUUGUGCUGUUAUGCAUCCCGAUUGCUUUAUUUCUGUCACGUGUGUAUAUAUUUGGUGAAUCAGGCCGAAGAUAAAUCCUUUUGAUAUUGAAGUUGUUAAUUCAGCUCAGACUACGGAAACUUUUUUGUUGUUGGAUGAGA